Molecule: messenger RNA, 1477 nt
Organism: Chironomus riparius
Lineage: Eukaryota; Metazoa; Arthropoda; Insecta; Diptera; Chironomidae
Source: the annotation of a GenBank genome assembly
AUGUCUCAGUUUUCACUCAGUUGUCGAAUAGAAAAGUCUGAAGACAUAAUGUCAGAAAGUCUCUACAUUAAAAACGCUUGCAUCGUAAACUUUGAUUCCAUCCAAGAAAAUUCAGUCAUCUUUAUCGAAAAUGGAAUCAUAAGCUUCAUUGGAAGUGAAGCUGACUUUAAGGCACCAGAAAAUGUUAAAAUAAUCGAUGCAGAAGGAAAAUAUGUUCUACCCGGUGGCAUUGAUCCUCACACACAUUUUGAGCUAGAAUUCGGCAAUACAGUGGCUGUUGAUGACUUCUUUCAUGGAACAUGUGCAGCUGUUGCUGGUGGAACCACUUCUAUUAUUGAUUUUGUGAUACCAAAGAAAGGUGAAUCACUACUUAAUGCUUAUGACUCUUGGCGCACACGUGCUGAUAGUAAAGCUGUUUGUGACUAUGCAUUGCACUGUGCCAUUACUUGGUGGAGCCCACAAGUCAGAGACGAAAUGGCAAUUUUAUGCAAAGAAAAAGGAAUCAAUUCCUUCAAGAUGUUUAUGGCAUACAAAGGCUUGUUUAUGCUCGAUGACAGCGAACUUUAUGAAACUUUCGAGCAUUGUCGAGAUCUUGGUGCUAUUGCUCAAGUCCAUGCUGAGAAUGGAGACAUUAUUGCCAAAAAUACAGAAAAACUACUUCAAAGUGGAGUUCGUGGACCAGAAGGUCAUCAACUCUCAAGAACUGAGGAUGUUGAGGCUGAAGCUACAAACCGAGCUUGCGUCAUUGCUCAUCAAACAAAUUGUCCACUUUAUGUUGUGCAUGUUAUGUCUAUUUCAGCAGCAGAAGAAGUUGCUAGAGCUCGUCAAAGAUGGGGCAAGAACUUCAUUUUUGGUGAGACACUUGCUGCUGCUUUAGGAACAACUGGAAAUGAAUAUUAUGACAAAUGCUGGCAUCAUGCUGCAGCUCAUGUAAUGUCACCUCCAUUACGUCCAAACAAAGAAACACCUGCAGUGCUGAUGAAAAUGUUGGGUGAUGAUGAUCUUCAAGCUACUGGAUCUGAUAACUGCACGUUUAAUAAGAAUCAGAAGGAACUAGGAAAAGAUGAUUUUUCAAAGAUUCCUAAUGGUGUCAAUGGAGUUGAGGAUCGAAUGAGUGUCAUUUGGGAGAAAGGUGUGCAUGCUGGGAUCAUUGAUGCUAAGAAGUUCGUUGCUGUGACAUCCACAAAUGCAGCCAAAAUUUUUAACAUCUACCCACAAAAAGGUUCAAUAACAGUCGGAGCUGAUGCAGAUCUUGUCAUUUGGAAUCACAAAGCUACUCGCACAAUUUCAGUCAAGACUCAUCAUCAUGCUUGCGAUUUUAAUAUUUUUGAAGGAAUGGUGUGUCACGGAGUUCCAGAAAUAGUCAUUGUCAAUGGAAAUGUUGCAUUUGAGGAUGGGAAGUUGAAUGUCACUGCUGGAAGUGGACGAUUCGUUCCAUCGAAUGUCUUCAAUCCAAUGAUCUUUCCUAAAUGAUCGU